CAAACCGUCUCAAGCCAACCUAGUCUCUUUACGCACUUUGACGACGAUGGUUCAAUCUUCUGCUGUCAAAGAGUUGUGUUUGUUUACCGUUCCAAAUCCUGUGUCAAACCGAAUUUUGAGGAAAGUGAAUCUCUUGUAACGUUUUCGGUUUGUAAUUUCGUCACUGAGAAGUUGUUUUGCAUUAAUCUUCGGCACAAGAUGUCGCAAAUCAAGCUGGAAAAUGAAGAUGAGAUAAACGAGAUGAACGCAAGCAUGCAGAAUCUCAUCGAGCAGGCCGACUGGUUGCUAAGUAACCUGGAACACCGAACAUCGCACAGCAGCAGCAGCAGCAGCAUGUUCGACGACAGUAGUAGCAAUCCUAGCACCAGCCGUAAUAGCAUGUCUGCUAACUAUACUGAACCGGAAAUAGAACAAGGCAGGAGGAGCUUUGUUUCGGAUCCACCAGAUCAUGAUGUUGGCAGCGACAGCUCCGGUGAUACCAUCAUAUUAAGCAACAAUGACGAAGCAAUAGCAGAACACCCAGUCAACAGCGAUGGCACUCGUGCAGCGGUAGCGAAUAAUUCGCUUGCACAGGAAGUAAUUGUAAUCGGUACUCCAAUUGCGACAGAACCCCGAAAUAGGCAACGUGUACGUCGAGAUGCAUACCCGCAAAAUGUGGACACUUCCGUGAUCGAUUUAUCGAAUUACCCAGAAUUUCGUACACCGCCACCAACGGAACCGAUUGUAAUUUCGUCGGAUGAAGAAAAUUAUGAACCAGCAGCACCCCCAGUGACAAUCCAACAGCCAUCAGCUCCUAACAAUUGGAGCUCUAUUACUAUUAGCAGUUAUCAAGUUUCUGUUGAAACUGCGGCUCCACAUUCGAUUUCUCUGUCGGUUCCAAAUGGACGCCGUAUUCGCAGGCGCAACGGACGUUUCACUUAUACUGAAGAUAUCGAGAGAGUGGAAUCAGUAGUGCCCCCCGUGAUCCGAUCACCACCCCCGCCAUCCCAACCGGCAGGAUCCCCAAAAUCAAUGAACAUCAUCUGCCCGAUUUGUUACGAAACACUGGCAAAUCAGCGGGCCAUCUCAACAGCUUGCGGGCAUGUAUUCUGCUCCAACUGCAUCAAGCUGUCUCUGCAAACUGCCAAAAAAUGUCCCAUUUGUAACAAAAAAAUAACAAGGGCAAAUCAAAUGCAUCCGGUCUAUUUUUCAACGGGAUGAUGAAAACAAGUGUUCUUUUACAAAAUAAUUAUUAAUGUGUUGUUGAGAUAAGUUAUAAUGUAAAGGUAUUGAAAUGGUUUGACAAAUGAAGUACUUUGAAUUAUGUAAA
Molecule: messenger RNA, 1309 nt
Organism: Anopheles funestus (African malaria mosquito)
Lineage: Eukaryota; Metazoa; Arthropoda; Insecta; Diptera; Culicidae
Exons: 1
Coding region: 199-1200 (333 amino acids)
Biological process (GO): positive regulation of transcription by RNA polymerase II
Molecular function (GO): transcription factor binding
Source: RefSeq, a predicted model, not a curated record